Quercus lobata is the source of this 2151-nucleotide messenger RNA. Its product is annotated as rust resistance kinase Lr10-like. Gene Ontology annotation, molecular function: polysaccharide binding; ATP binding; protein kinase activity. Bases 190 to 2031 code for a protein of 613 amino acids. Gene Ontology annotation, biological process: protein phosphorylation. NCBI's taxonomy places the organism in Eukaryota, Viridiplantae, Streptophyta, Magnoliopsida, Fagales, Fagaceae. The record is from RefSeq and is a predicted model, not a curated record. The transcript is spliced from 3 exons.
GAAUCCAAGUAAAAGAAAAAAUAAAUGAUCUUAUGAAGUCCACCCGAAGCAACGGUUGACCCAAGUCAAUAAAUUCUCACCCACCCAAAUAUUACUGGUUGCAUAGGAAUAGGCGAGGAUUCAAUAAUAAUCCAUAUACAUAUAUACUACCAUCUAAGUUAGUAAGCUUUUCCAGACCACACCACAGAUAUGGAUAUUUCCCUUAAUAUAGUUAUCCCAUCCUUACUGUUGUUUGUGGUUUUCAUCGUAGACCUUGGAGAAGGCUACAAUAAUAUUAGGUGUCCCGAAUUACGGUGUAGAGCAGAUGGUCCAGCCAUCCGAUUUCCUUUCCGACUCAAAGACAAGCAGCCAGACCACCACUGUGGCUAUCCUGGCUUUGAUCUCUACUGCUCUCAUAAUAAUGAUACGGUGCUCGACCUGAAUACUUCAGUAAAAGCCUUUGUCCAAAGCAUUGAUUACAAAUCUCGGUUAAUUCGGGUAGCUGACCCAGGUAAUUGCUUUCCUUGGAAAAUUCUGGGACUCGAUUUGUCUUCCCCUACUUUCAAAGUAAAAAAUUCUCAAGAUGACUAUGACUAUGCCCUUUUCAAUUGUACGCCAGAAACAUAUGAGGAAAAUUAUUUUCGGAUAGAUUGUCUUAGUAGCAAUAGCCAUCCAGUUUAUGCUUUUCUUUCGGACGCUACCGUCGACUGCUAUCCCAUAGUAUCAUGUACAAAGAUGUAUAGCGUUUCAGUUCAAUUUACUGAUGAUAUAAAAUUUUCUUUUCUUGAAUUGACGUGGUCUGAACCGGCUGAGUGCGGACUCUGUGAAGGGGAAGGCAAGAAAUGUAGAUUCGAGAAUAAUAGCACUGAGAAGAAAACUGAGUGCUUCAACCCCGACAAAGACAAAGGUAGAUCAACAACAAUAUCAAUAGUAAUUACUGUUUCCACCUUGGGGUCAUUUUUUUUGCUCCUAGUGGUCUAUUUACUCUACUAUGUCUAUCGCUAUGACAAAAUAGAAAAAGAAAAUCAAGCAAGGAUUGAAAAGUUUUUGGAGGAUUACAGAGCUCUCAAGCCCGCAAGGUACUCAUAUAACGAUGUUAAAAGGAUUACAAAUCAAUUUAUAGAGAAGUUAGGACAAGGAGCCUAUGGAACAGUGUUCAAAGGAAAGCUUUCGAAUGAAAUCCAUGUUGCUGUGAAGAUCUUGAACAGUUCCAAGGGCAAUGGGGAAGAAUUCAUAAAUGAAGUGGGAACAAUGGGUAGGAUCCACCAUGUUAAUGUGGUUCGCUUAGUUGGCUUCUGCGCUGAUGGAUUUAGAAGGGCUCUAGUUUAUGAGUUUUUGUCAAAUGAUUCAUUAGAGAAGUUCAUUUCCUUAGUAGAUUCUAACCGUUUCCUUGGUUGGAAAAAGCUAGAAGGCAUUGCUCUCGGCAUAGCAAAAGGAAUUGAAUAUCUUCACCAAGGAUGUGAUCAACGAAUCCUUCAUUUUGUUAUUAAACCUCAUAAUAUUUUGCUAGACCAAAAUUUCAAUCCAAAAAUUUCUGAUUUUGGUUUAGCCAAGUUGUGUGCAAAGGAUCAGAGUGCAGUGUCCAUGACCACAGCUAGGGGGACCAUGGGUUACAUUGCACCCGAAGUGUUCUCUAGGAACUCUGGGAGCGUGUCUUACAAGUCAGAUGUUUAUAGUUUUGGAAUAUUGUUGCUUGAAAUGGUUGGAGGUAGGAAAAAUAUUGAUGUAACCAUGGAGAACACUAACCAAAUAUAUUUCCCAGAAUGGAUCUACAAUUUUUUAGAGGAAAAGGAAGAUCUACGAUUCUAUGUUGUGGAUAAUGGAGAUGUUAAAAUUGCAAAGAAACUAGCAAUUGUGGGACUCUGGUGCAUCCAGUGGCACCCAAUGGAUCGUCCUUCUAUGAAAAUUGUGGUUCCAAUGUUGGAGGGAGAAGGAGAUAAGUUAACCAUGUGUCCUAAUCCCUUUGCCUCUACAGCCCCUACAAGAACUUAUGCAAGUAUGCCUAUAAGGUGUCUAAACCAAGAGUUAGAAGUCAUGACAGAAUCAAAGUAAAGGCACAUUUGAUAGAAUGUAACAGUAAUUACAUAAGAAUAUGAAUAAGUAUUAGAAGGAAUACAAUAUGUUGUAAUGUAAUAAUAAUUAUUAUUCACUUGUUUGGUGACAACACAAUAA